Messenger RNA from Osmia lignaria (orchard mason bee), 561 nucleotides. NCBI's taxonomy places the organism in Eukaryota, Metazoa, Arthropoda, Insecta, Hymenoptera, Megachilidae. The record is from RefSeq and is a predicted model, not a curated record.
UAAACAUUCCCGACCGGUAGAAUUCAAUGUAGGCGAUUAUGCUUAUGCAUUGCUAGAACCACGAAUUAGUAAAUUUGAUCCACAUUAUGUAGGGCCAUAUGAGAUCAUUAAUGUAACAGAUAUGAACAACCAACUGAGAGGGACACCAGUCGCAUCGAGCUGCUGAUGAACUUGACGGCCCGCCUGUGCAUGCGCAGCACUUGCUACAGAUUAGACGUUGGCAUUGUCUGUAUGCAGUGUGCUCUCGAAGCAGCCCUUGGAGCAGCAAGGAUCUAUGACAUGGUGGAGGUACACUAUCCACUACCAACGGCAUAUCCGCCUGGGGCCUGCGAUAUUUGCAGCGCGCCCCUGAUGGAGUUGCAGGCCGCCUACCACUGCGAGGAGUGUAUUGCCGCCAUCAUCAUGGAAAUGGAAUACCAAAGAGCAAACCAACCCAUACCACCGCCUGCAAUAGUACCAACCUGGUACACCGAGAGACAAAUCCGAUCGAGGCAGCCUGGACCCAGUCGUACGCUUCGACUUCAUACCGCAGUUAGCAGCAUCACCAACCAUCACACGUAG